This is a messenger RNA of Propithecus coquereli (Coquerel's sifaka), 1767 nucleotides long. RefSeq names its product mitogen-activated protein kinase kinase 2 (gene MAP2K2). Gene Ontology annotation, biological process: protein phosphorylation. Lineage: Eukaryota; Metazoa; Chordata; Mammalia; Primates; Indriidae. Gene Ontology annotation, molecular function: ATP binding; protein kinase activity. The transcript has 11 exons. The coding region runs from base 296 to 1498 and encodes 400 amino acids. The record is from RefSeq and is a predicted model, not a curated record.
GAGAGGCCGGCGCGCGAUUUCGCGGCUGCCCCCUCCCCGCCCUCGGCCUCCCGGGCUCCGGCUGCAGCGUCAGCCUUGCUUGGGCCUUGGCGGCGGCGGCGGCUCCUCGGCCUGAGCCCCCGGCGUCCCUCGGCACCCCUCGGCCCCGGCCCGCAGCGUCGCCCGCCCUUGGCCGCCCCGGCACCGGCCUAGGCCGCGGCUGCAGCCCCGGGCUCGCGUCGGCGCCGCCCGCUCCCGGCCCGCCCCCUAUGGGCCCCGGCUAGAGGCGCCGCCGCCGCCGGCCCGCGGAGCCCCGAUGCUGGCCCGGAGGAAGCCGGUGCUGCCGGCGCUCACCAUCAACCCCGCCAUCGCCGAGGGCCCGUCCCCCACCAGCGAGGGCGCCUCCGAAGCGAACCUGGCAGACCUGCAGAAGAAGCUCGAGGAGCUAGAACUGGAUGAGCAGCAGAAGAAGCGUCUGGAAGCCUUCCUCACCCAGAAGGCCAAGGUCGGGGAGCUCAAGGACGACGACUUUGAGCGGAUCUCGGAGCUGGGCGCGGGCAACGGUGGGGUGGUCACCAAAGUGCAGCACAGGCCUUCGGGCCUCAUCAUGGCCAGAAAGCUGAUCCACCUGGAGAUCAAGCCGGCCAUCCGGAACCAGAUCAUCCGCGAGCUACAGGUCCUGCACGAGUGCAACUCGCCCUACAUCGUGGGCUUCUACGGCGCCUUCUACAGUGACGGCGAGAUCAGCAUCUGCAUGGAGCACAUGGACGGGGGCUCCCUGGACCAGGUGUUGAAAGCAGCCAAGCGCAUUCCCGAGGAGAUCCUGGGGAAGGUUAGCAUUGCGGUGCUCCGGGGCCUGGCGUACCUCCGGGAGAAGCACCAGAUCAUGCACCGAGACGUGAAGCCCUCCAACAUCCUGGUCAACUCCAGGGGCGAGAUCAAACUGUGCGACUUCGGGGUGAGCGGGCAGCUCAUCGACUCCAUGGCCAACUCCUUCGUGGGCACGCGAUCGUACAUGUCUCCGGAGCGGUUGCAGGGCACACACUACUCAGUGCAGUCCGACAUCUGGAGCAUGGGCCUGUCCCUGGUGGAGCUGUCCAUCGGAAGGUACCCCAUCCCCCCGCCCGACGCCAAGGAGCUGGAGGCCAUAUUUGGCCGGCCCAUGGUCGAUGGGGCGGAAGGAGAGCCCCACAGCGUCUCGCCUCGGCCAAGACCCCCUGGGCGCCCCGUCAGUGGUCACGGCAUGGACAGCCGGCCAGCCAUGGCCAUCUUCGAGCUCCUGGACUACAUCGUGAAUGAGCCUCCUCCCAAGCUGCCCAACGGCGUGUUCACCCCGGACUUCCAGGAGUUUGUAAAUAAAUGCCUGAUCAAGAACCCGGCGGAACGUGCCGACCUGAAGAUCCUCAUGAACCACACCUUCAUCAAGCGGUCCGAGGUGGAAGAGGUGGAUUUUGCCGGCUGGUUGUGUAAGACCCUGCGGCUGAACCAGCCCAGCACGCCCACGCGCACCGCCGUGUGACGGCGGCCCGGCUCCCGCGGCCCGCUGGCGACCUGUCCACCGUCCCUUCCGCGCCCUUCCAGCCGAGGACAGACCGGCCCCUCCCACCCCCAGCCCCCCUCUGUGGAGAGCGCCUGGCCAGGCGCACGCACACGCGGGGACACAGGUUCCUCCUCUCGCCUGGCCCGGCCGGGGCACCUCUGGCCCCUGGGGACGGGCGACGCUGCUCAUGUUGUCUCAGAACCUGCUUACUUAGGUUUAAAAAAAACAAAACAGGGAAAGAAAACGCA